This is a messenger RNA of Vitrella brassicaformis, 4806 nucleotides long. Lineage: Eukaryota; Vitrellaceae. The record is from the annotation of a GenBank genome assembly.
UUUGGAGAUCACCAUGAGGACAAGAUGAAUGCGCCAAAGCAUCUGGAAGAGGCAUAAGACAGCAGCAGCGGCGUCGGCAGCGCCCACUGCCUGACCCGUACGCAAGUACUCGUGAUGCCUUCUGCUUCCACAGCUGGGCUUCUGCGACCCACAGCCCGUCUCGUGAUUGCCGCCAUCAGCUUUCCGGCCCUUGCGCAAGGUCAGGUGGACUCGGGGAACAACCCAGCAGUGACGCCCGAUGUUGGCCGCACACCUGCGCGGUCUCCCUCUACGGGCGGCCGGCGGCCGCUGCUGGCCAAACCACGCGAUCAGGGGGGCGACCUGGCGGCGAGUAUCGUGGACUGGGGCGAGGUCUGGACCAAGGACAACACCACAUGGAAAACAUAUGAGGUGCGUGGGGGUGGACCGACAGACAGGCAGACAGGCAGACGGACAGACAUGCAGGCAGGCAGGCAGGCAUGGCACGGCUGACUGGGGUGUGUGUUUGUGCGCGUGUGUCAGGUUGGUCCGCGGAAGUGGAGGCGAUUUCGGUUCAAGGUGACUGAGGCCAUGAUGGCCACGGACGCCAACCUGUUUAUCGAGAUGCGGUACGACAAGCAAGGCGGCCGCCACUCCUCCCUCACCCCCGACGGCAGCCCCCAGCAGCAGCAGCAGCAGCAGGCGUCCUCUGCCUCGUUCACCGUCAACAAGGACGGCUAUCGGUUCAUCCCGCCCGACCCUCUUCUGCUGGCCAAGGCCAACGCGCCCCCCACCGCCACGCUCAACGGCGGCAAAGGCAACUGGGACGCCAAUACGGCCUUUAUGGACUCGCACGCCUACGUCGUGUGGAAGGUACCGUUACAGAAAUAAAAGUGAAAGUGACAAGCCAAAUUUUGGUGCCGGCCACCAAGAAGGGAAUGCGUGUUCCCCUCCCUUGUCUCUCUGUCUACCUAUCCAUCUCCAGGAGUACCACCAUAUCUUGGUUCCGGCCGAGGAGCUGCAGCUCAACGACACGUGGUGGGUGGCGGUCUUGAACUUCCCCAGCCAGUACCCCAACACCGUCACGCUCACGCCGACCAUCGACGCGGCCACCAACGAGACCAGCUUCACCAACCGCAUCAAAGACCUGCCCAUGACUUUCAACAUCCGAAUCCGCCAGUUCCCCCACGGCGAGCGGCCCUGCCCGAGGGACUGCUCUGGCCAUGGGGUGUGCCGCGCCGUGGGCAAGUGCCGGUGCGACACUGGCUGGGCUGACAACGACUGCUCUGUACCGGCGCAUGUGUUGGAGAGCGGUGAGGCGCUGCAGAAGUCCAUCCCGGCCGGGGAGUGGAAGUACCACUACCUCGACAUCCCCUCGGAGGACGACAGUGACAGAGGUGGGUGGGAAAAAAGGGGGUGGGAGAUCCACAUAUGCGGCAGCAUUGGAUGUGCUGUGCUGUGUGGAUUGCUUUGCUUGGUGUGGUGUGCAGACCGUGGCAACACGCUUCGGAUCGAGAUGGUGCACCGAGGCGGCGACCCUCUCAUGUUCAUCAAGGCCACAGACAAGCAGUGAGUGAGCAUGACAUACAUACAUGACUAUGGCAUGGCAUAUUAUAUGGCAUCCCACGUACACUCACUACACCGCUAGCUAGUUGCGCACGUGACGUGACACAUACGUAUGUGUGAAGGAAAGGACCACCCCACGAAACCUGUUGGUUGGGCUGGUUGCCUUGCUGUGUCUGAUAUAUAUGAUGUAUGUAUGUAUGUGUGUGUCAGGGAUUAUCUGAUUCCGACCCAGCGCAGCGAGGACCACACCUUCUAUCUGCCAAUGCGGCCGGGGGGGAGAAGGCAAAUCGUAAGGAAGGGGCGCGCGCACUCACAUAGUCGGGAUGGACGGGGGAAUAAAGACACACACACACCCACACCCCUACACACACAGACGCGUCACAUGUGACUCACGUGUCGUGUUGUCCCUCCCGUCUGUGUGUUGUGUUGUGUUGCAGCUGCAGAUCCAGAUAUCGCAGUACCCCUCCGACAGAUGGUUCUUCGGUACGGACAAGACAAAGCGCACGCUGGACAGAGAGGAGAGGGGAGGAGAGUGGGGAUUCACACACAAGGAAGGCACACACGGGGUCCCUGUCUGGUCUGUCGCCUCGCCAGGCAUCUAUAACUCACGCGCGGAGCGUCGGCGUGCGCUGCGAGACACGCAGUACUCGUUGCGCGUGACCCUUCUCAACGCCCCCUUCUCGCGCAUCAACCUCUACAUCUACGUCGUCCCUGCUAUCGUAGUCGUCAGCACUUCACACACACACACACACACACACGCACUCACACACAUAGAUGUACUGCACUGCACUGCACUGCACGGCCCGCCCUGUCUGUCUGUCUGUCUGUCUGCAUGCGUGUGUGUGUGCGCGUGUGUGGUGGUGUAUCUAUCUAACGGUCAGGUGUUUGUGAUGCUGUGGGUGAUGUAUGCCAUCCACCGGAGCGUGCAGACGCGGCACAGAUCGCGGCUCGACGCGCGGCAGCUGGAGAUCAUCCUGCAUGCGGUGAGGGAGCGGCCACACGAGGCACAAAACGGUCCGGCUCGCACACACUCACCCCACCCUGCUCUCUGUGCUGUGGGGGUGUCUAUGUGCAGCGGAUGGUCGGUCAGGACGGCGGUGCCUCGCCGCGCCGAUUGAGCAACGUAGACGAGCUCUUCCCGCCCAUCAAGUUCAAAGAGGCCCUCACCAAGACGCGCGUGUGGGGCCUCCACCACCACCACCGUGCACCCAAUCACUCGCGCAGCUUCCGCACACCGACACGGUCCACACACUCGUCAGUGACCUCACUCGCUGCGACGUCGCAGCCAGCCGAUGGGAGCAGCGCCGAAGACCACACCAGCACCUCUCAGCCGCAGCAGCAGCCGACGGUCUUCGGCAGACCAUCUUUUCAGUUCAUCGGUGUGCCCAUCAAAACAGAGUAAUUAAUGCUCGUCAGUGUGUGUGUGUGUGUGUGCGUGUGUGUGUGUCUGCAGGUCCGCCGCUGGCCCCUCCCACUCCGCCCCCGCUCCCCUGCACAGACCUUUUAGGCCGCCAGGCAUCCGAUGCGACCACUCACAACGAACAGCCGCCAGACACGCCCCACCAACAAGCGACUCCGAGCGACAACGGCUCGGCAGCAUCCCCGAUGCCAUAUCAUCGUGGGCUGGUGGGUGGUGGGGCUGAUAGUGCGAGUGACAAUGGGAUGGCCGAGAAGACGCCCAGCCGGUCGUGGACGGUGGCCACGGGCGACGAAGAGCUCUGGUCAGUAGAGAAGUGAGGGCUCGGCGGGUAUAUGUGGGAUUUUGCGUCCGUCCGAGCGUCAUCAAUAUCAGUGUGUGUGUGUGUGUCCGUGCCGUGUCUGGUCUGCAGCUGUUCCGUGUGUUUGGUCGAGUUCGACAAGGAGGACGAGGUGCGUGUGCUCGACUGCAGCCAUGUCUUCCACAAGGACUGCAUCGACCAGUGGUUCACCGGGUCCACCGUCUGCCCGCUGUGCAAACGAGACUACGGCCCACCGCCACCACCGCCACCAGACCAAGUAACACAACCACCACAACAAGAACAAGAGCAACAGCCACAGCUGGAAGGGGACCAGCAGCAGCAAGGUCACCAACAAGACAACACGGCAGCACCACCAGCAGCAGCAGCAGCGGAUGGCUCUGACACCCCAGCCGCCCCACCAGCGGCAGCAGCGGCAGCGGCUAGCUCGUCCCCCGCCCCUCACACCGAUAUUUCCGUGGCCGAUUUUUCGGCCCCUAGAGGGGCGGACGCGGCGAGUCGUCACAGUGGCGACGCAGUGAUAGUGCCAUUGGCCGUAGAUGCGGCGAGUGGAGCAGAAGCGAGAGAUACGGAUGGCGAUACAGGGGCGGGGGUGGUGUUGAGGACGCCGUGACAGACAGACAGACAGACAGGCAGGGAGGGAGGGAGGGGGAGUGUGAAAGCGCUUUUCUAUAUUGUGGAAGAGUGGACGCGAUGUGAGGUGUUUUUUGGUGAUCGCGUGUGUGCGUAUAUCUGUUUGUGGGUGCUGUUUGUGGGGUGGGAGAUGGGCGAGUAGGGAGGGAUGGGUGGGCAAGGAAGACUGACUGUUUUUGUGACUCUCCGUCCGGACAGACAGACAGACAAGGGAGGUUGAGAGGGGGGUGGGGGGUGGCGGGGAGAAGGCAGCCGUGCUUUGUGCGUCCAUACAUGCGUGUGUGAGUGCAUUUAUCGACCCACUCAGUGGGACAGACAGACAGGCAGACAGACACACAGACAUUCAGACAGACAAAUGGACCAGUGAGCCAACCGUGUCAGUCAGCGGGGCGGUUGAUAGAUCUCAUCCAUGUCAUCCAUGUGGUGUCUGUCCAUGUGCGUGCAUCGAUCAUGAUGUAUAUGAUGUGUGUGCGUGUGCGUGUGCGUGUGUGUGUUUUUUCGACAGACAUUCAUUGCCGCGCGAUGCGAUCGAUGCGUGCAUGUCAGUCAGUACGUGUGAGGCAGGCCUCUUGUCGUCAAGAUCUGCAUCUAUCUAUCUUAUCUCAUGCGUGCGUUGGGUUGGGAGGGAGGCGCCCUUAUGGCAUGCGCUGUGUGUCUUUGUGUGGCAGGUGGGGUGGACCGAUCGUGUGUGUGUGUGUGUGAGAGAGCUUGCUCUUUUUGCUCAACCACCGACCGACCGACAGCAACUUGAGUGUGCGUGUGUUGGUUGGUUGGUUGAUCGAUCAGCUCACGCCCCUCCAUCGCCCCUACACCCCAUCCAGGGAACACAAGACGCAGGCAGACCUGAUGGGCCCGGCACUGCAAUGGCGCGUGCCGUCGAUAUCGAUAUACGCUGCGAGUUGUGGUCGGUAAG